Messenger RNA from Rhinichthys klamathensis goyatoka, 3145 nucleotides. It is a transcript of the gene ankef1a, whose product is annotated as ankyrin repeat and EF-hand domain containing 1a. The record is from RefSeq and is a predicted model, not a curated record. NCBI's taxonomy places the organism in Eukaryota, Metazoa, Chordata, Actinopteri, Cypriniformes, Leuciscidae. The transcript has 11 exons. Gene Ontology annotation, molecular function: protein binding. Bases 311 to 2656 code for a protein of 781 amino acids.
AACAAAUUGCCAUGAAAUCUGAUAGGCCGUUCCUCGUCAGGCUACUCAACCCCGGUCAAGUGAUCACGUAAAAGUGCGGUAAUUCAACCUGCUGAGGCCGCUUCUACACAAAAAAAGAGGCGGGGACAAUGAGGCGGAAUUUAGGCUACUUCUUGAAGAAGCUUUCCGAGAGUUCACGAGCCACGGCGUGCUGUUGCCAUAGAGACACACAGCGACCACAGAUCGACGCGCCUGGAAACAAUGUAACAUUUUAUUAGGCUAUAACUUUAACAUUAUACUGUUGAUUUUAAACAUCGACUACAGGUUCAAAAUGUCAUGCACCCCGGCCAAGGGAAGGCUUGAAGUUUUGCAGAUCUACCGGCUGCUUCAGUGCGUCCAGGAUGGAGAAAAGCCGUACAUAGAGAAAUUAAUCAGCAUGGGUGUUGAUGAUCUCAUCAAUCUCACCGAGCCAUGUGAGGGGUACGGCGUCCUGCACCUGGUAUCAGUGGCCAACAAUCCCGACAUGCUGGAGUUCCUCGUAGCUCAGGGUGCCCGUCCAGAUGUGCAGGACAGGAGGGGGCGGACACCGCUGAUGCUGGCCGCAGAGCUCGGAUAUGAUGGUAUUGUGUCUCUACUGGCCAAGAAGAAUGCAGACAUGAAACUUGUCGACAAAGAUGGGAAAGGCUUGCUCUUCUACUGCAUCCACCCCACCAAAAGGCACAUGCGCUGCCUCCAGGUGGCCCUAAAAGGCAAUAUAGAUGUCAACAAUGUUUCAGAAACUGGGAUGCCAGUGUUCCUGCUGGCCUGCGAGCAAGCUCAGGACUGUGAGGGAAUGUGUCUCAGUAUCCUAGAGAGAGGAGCAGACCCCAAUGCCACAAAUCAAAAAACCGGUUUGACAGCUCUGAUGGAGGCCACCAGAGCAGGAGCAAUAGGUCUAGUGAGAGCCAUCCUCAAGAAAGGAGGAAAUGUCAAUGCUCUGGAUAAGAAGCGAUUCCACUCAGCUCACUUUGCGGCUGAAAAAGGCUUCUUUGAAAUCAUUAAGGUGCUGUCUGCAUAUGCAACAGAUUUUGGAGUGGUAACAACAGAGGGGGAUACACCGCUACACUUUGCUGCCUCUGGUGGCUACACAGAUUGCUGCAGGUUUCUAGCUCAAAGAGGAUGCAAUCCUAAACUGAAGAACCAAGAAGGUCUGCUUCCUCGUCAGAUUGCUAAGGAAUUUGGCCACAAAGCCACUGUAAAAGAGCUUAAGAAGGCAGAACGACUACAUGGAAAGUUCUCAAAAGGGAUGGGCGGCACAAAUGAACCAUGGGCUCUGACACUUCACGACUGGUCUCAUGAAAAUGAGAAUGCGCUAAGAAGUGCUUUCGAGUCAGCAUCAGACGGCAUCAGGGGAAUAGAGGUGGUGUCCAGGGUGACGUUUGUGUCUGUUCUUCAGAAACUGCACGCUCCUCUAGAUGAUAACCAAAUGCAUACUCUUCUGCUUGCUCUCGAUAAGAGAAGAGAGGGCUUUAUAAAUAUGAAUGACUUUCUAAGAGGACUCACAUAUCUUCCAAAGUUAUAUGUUAUGGCAUCUUAUGGGCCUAAGAAGAAGAAAGCAACCAAGUCAGGAAAGACCAAAAAGAAUAAGUUCAAUCUACCCAUGCCCAUCUGCACUGUCCCACCGGAUCUCUUGCAUCGCCGUGAUGAUGGUGGGCCACCGCAUUUUAUGAUUGAAAGCUACCAGCAUUUUACAGAUACCCACAGAUAUGACCGGGACCAUCGACCAGCACAUCCUAUCGAAGAUGACACAACGUGGUACAUCGAUGAGCCCGAAAAGAUAUACAUAAACAUGAACUACUGUGCUAAAACAGGAGAUAUUGAGUCUCUUAGGUUAGCACUCAUUCAAAAGGUUCCAGUAGAUGUGAAAGAUCGGUUCUACAAGACACCACUCAUGGCUGCAUGUGCAAGUGGGAACUUUGAAGUGGCAAAGUUCCUUCUUGAUAAUGGGGCUGACAUGAAUGCAUGUGAUCAGUUCAACUGGACUCCUCUGCAUCAUGCCUGUCAUGCAGGACAGCUGGACAUUAUAAAGUUGCUGCUGGAGGCGGGAGCUUAUGUGGACCCGCCCACUCUCAAUGGAGCCACUCCCCUAAUGAGAGCCAUCGAGAGCUGUAGGCCGUCCUGUGUGGAGUACCUCAUCAAAGCUGGGGCAAAGAUCAAUGCAGUAAAUAAGACAGAGCAAAAUUGCUUGGACGUUGCCCACGCUUAUGCAGACUUCAGAGUGGUGGAUUUGAUCCAGGCUAAGAUUAAUACGCUACCGAGACCUAAGGACAACAAGAAGCCACAGCCAGUCAAAGUCCAUCGCAAACCAACGCCGGCCUCAACCCCUAGCUCUACAAAAGAAAAGCAGGGCACCGUUCCCACUCCCACAGCCUCCUCAAACUCAGCAGUCAAGAAAGCAAUGAAGGAAGACAGUGUUAUCGUGCACAGCGCUCAGAUCACCAGCGGCAAGCUCAACAAAUUGGACAUCAGUUUUGUGCCAAGAACGACGUGGAAAAAUCAGCUAACCACAAGCGAGCUGAUGGAGAGGAAGGAAAGGAGGCGGCAGCGUUUCAGUUUUGAGGUGGACUUUGAUGACUUCAAGAUGCCAUUCAAUAAAAACAUUCAGAAGAAGUCCGUGGAGUUUGAACUUACUGAUUGAAAGGUGAAAACCUCAACAUCACAAUCUUUCCAAGUACUCCCUGGAACCUGCUUCAGUACUCUUGGUUGGGAAUCGCUGCUCUACAGCAACAUAAUCAAGCAGGAAGGGAAGCGUUCAUCAAAUUCAUGCACAUUAUGACACAACGUGGCUUGAGGACAUCCGCUUUCACCUCUUCACACGCUUUCUAUAUGAACGUGAGCAUCUCUGCAGGAAAAAAAAAUGAAGCUGCAGGUGACGCAUGAGGAGAGAAAACCCCCAUGUUUCCAUGGCAACAUGCAGGUGAAGGCAUCAAGGACUAAUCUGGUGUUCCAUCUAUGAAGCUUAAGCAUUGUUACACUAGUCUUCCCUUAAAUCCAUCACACACACUCGUUCACCAUUAUCUGGAUUCUGCUGAUGUCUCCAACUAAGCCUGAAAUGAUAAUGAUCACAAACAGGCAGGUUUGCCUCACCAAUCAGAACACUGCACUACUCACAGCGGAGAAGGAGAAA